CAGAGUCUCAUUCCGCCGCUGUCCAGUUUACCGGAGGAGGUUCAGUCCAGCAGCUCCGCUUUACUUUCAUUCGGAAUUAGAAUUUAGAUUUCUUUUCAUAAAGUAUUUUUAUUUAACUAAAUAAAACGAACGCGCUGCCUUCUUUAACGCUCAACUAUCAUAUUUUUUCCAGAAAAGAAGGAGCCAUUUUUUUUUUUUUUUUUUUUUGCCGUCUCAGAUCAUCCGGUUGUGCUAACAAAGAAGCUAGUUUCUCUUCAGCGAUAAUCCCCAAAAUUGUCUUUAGUUAUGAGUCAUGUGGUCGUUGAUGCUCCGCACGGUCUGGAUCAGCAGCUCGCUGUGCUAGACUUGAACGCUGACGGUCAGGGCGGAGGAACUGGCAGGCGCUACAUUCCACCUCACCUGAGGAACAAAGAUGCAGGGAAAAACGACUCGCCUGGAUGGGACGGAGGACGCACCAACGGAUUCGUGAAUGGUUUCCAUGACAACCGUGCUAAUGGGGGGUUUGGAGGCCGCGGACCCCCUCGCAACGACAGAGGUGGGCGUGGCGCCUACCGUGGUAACAGGGGUGGAGGCUCCUUUAAUCAGCCAAUGCAAAGUUCAGGCUUUGGAGGCUACGAGAACAAGGAGGGGGGCUGGGGGGGGGCUCCCAGAGACGCUGCCUACAACAGCUUCGGAGGACGCAACGAUCGCUCCAAGUCUAACUUCUACAGCGACCGCGGCGCCGGCUCCAGGGGGAGAUACGAACGCGGUGGAUUCGGUGGAGGAGGAAACAGCCGCUGGGUGGAGGACUCCAGAGAGGACGACUGGUCCAAGCCCACAGCGCCCAACGAGCGUCUGGAAAAUGAGCUGUUCUCUGGAGGCAACACGGGGAUAAACUUUGAGAAGUACGAUGAUAUUCCUGUGGAGGCCACCGGGUCCAACUGCCCGCCGCACAUCGAGAGCUUCCAUGAUGUGGACAUGGGGGAGAUAAUCAUGGGGAACAUCUCCCUGACCCGCUACACCAGGCCCACCCCGGUCCAGAAGUACGCCAUUCCCAUCAUCAAGAUCAAGAGAGACCUGAUGGCGUGCGCCCAGACCGGCUCCGGUAAAACAGCCGCCUUCCUGCUGCCGGUUCUGAGUCAGAUCUACACCGAAGGUCCAGGAGACGCUCUGCAGGCGUCCAAGAGCAGCGGACAGGACAACGGACGGUACGGCCGCCGGAAGCAGUACCCCAUCUCCCUGGUCCUGGCUCCAACCAGAGAGCUGGCCCUGCAGAUCUACGACGAGGCCAGGAAGUUUGCCUACCGCUCCCAUGUGCGUCCCUGCGUGGUGUACGGCGGCGCCGACAUCGGCCAGCAAAUCCGGGAACUGGAGAGAGGCUGCCAUCUGCUGGUGGCCACACCGGGACGUCUGGUGGACAUGAUGGAGAGGGGCAAGAUCGGCCUGGACCACUGCAACUACCUGGUCCUGGACGAGGCCGACCGCAUGCUGGACAUGGGCUUCGAGCCGCAGAUCAGACGCAUCGUGGAGCAGGACACCAUGCCGCCCAAGGGCAUCCGCCAGACCAUGAUGUUCAGCGCCACCUUCCCCAAAGAAAUCCAGAUCUUAGCCCGGGACUUCCUGGAGGACUACAUCUUCCUGGCUGUGGGGCGAGUGGGUUCCACCUCAGAGAACAUCACGCAGAAGGUGGUCUGGGUGGAGGAGAACGACAAGAGGUCCUUCCUGCUGGACCUGCUCAACGCUACCGACGCCGCAGGCAAAGACUCGCUGACUCUGGUGUUUGUGGAGACCAAGAAAGGAGCCGACGCCCUGGAGGACUUCCUGUACCGGGAGGGCUACGCCUGCACCAGUAUCCAUGGAGACCGCUCCCAGCGGGACCGAGAAGAAGCUUUGCAUCAGUUCCGCUCCGGACGCUGCCCCAUCCUGGUGGCUACAGCGGUGGCGGCGCGAGGUCUGGACAUCAGCAACGUGAAGCAUGUGAUCAACUUUGACCUGCCCAGCGACAUCGAGGAGUACGUUCACCGUAUCGGCCGUACGGGACGUGUGGGAAACCUUGGUUUGGCCACGUCGUUCUUUAACGACAAAAACAGCAACAUAACCAAAGACCUGCUGGACAUCCUGGUGGAGGCCAAGCAAGAGGUUCCCUCCUGGCUGGAGAGCCUGGCCUAUGAACAUCAGCACAAGAGCUCCAGCCGCGGACGAUCCAAGAGGUUCUCCGGUGGUUUUGGAGCCAGAGAUUACCGUCAGUCCUCCGGUGGUUCUGGAGGCUUCGCUGGAAACCGCUCAGGACGCAACACUGGGGGAAACCGCGGCUUUGGAGGUGGCUUCGGUGGCAACUUCUACAGCGACGGCUACGGAGGAAACUACAACCCCUCUGGGAGCGUGGAUUGGUGGGGGAACUAGACGCCAUAGGAAGAGGUUGUCAUGACAACCUGAUGGAAACCACAUGUUGACUUAAGCCAGACUAUAACGACCCUCCCUGUGUAGCUUCACUGACAGUACAUUAAACCCGGUCCUCGGCCGGCGCCGCAGACGGACACCUCCGCCUUUCAGCGUGUUUUUGUUCCUAUGGGGGGGGCACCGCUGAGGAUUGUGGGUAUGUUGAUGUACUGCGCCUUUUUGAAUUUAAACAGGAUUUCACCAGAUGAACAAGGCAGCAAAGAAUCUGAAUUAGUUUAAAUAUUUAGUUUAAAAAGAAAAAAGCUUUGACUUAAACCUUGGCAAAGUCAAAUUUCUACCAUCAUGUAGCCUUUUCUACCGUCAGACGGCUAACGGAGCCACCAUUAGGCCCCUGUGGGGGGGCCCCUCUGGGAGGCCCCUGUUUUAAUCCAAAGGGGGCGGAGUCCCGCUGGGUUUCUGCUCACGUUCCUGACGGGAUCUUAAUCCACAUUAAGCUCAGUGCCAACGACGCUGAGGCUCAGACAGGAAACCGAUGCUGGAGUCCGGGUUCCGAUCGACUCGGCGGUGUUACGGCAGCUAGCGCGUUCGUUAGCCGCUGCUAGCUUCUCCAGGUGUUUCUGUUGCUUUUUACUGGAGGAGUUUCUGCUGCAGCCGGCUGCAAAUUUAGAAAAACUGACUCUGGUUUCUUCUUGUUUCUCUACUGAUGUGGAAACGCCUGCCGUUCAAAAUGGCUGCACAAAGGACCACGGCAUUGGGGGGGCGGUGAGGCCCCCGCGGUAUUCUACGCUUGCAAGUGUUUUGUUUUUUGGUCAAGGAGAAAGGACGCGUGAACGGAGUCGCAGGCUUAACUUAAUUACAAACAUUUUCUCUUUUCAAGCUGCGUUGGAGGCUGGGUCCAUCGCUGGGGGGGCCAUAUCGGAGCGGGUUCAAUGAACCACCAGGAAAACGGGCGGGGGGAGAGCAGCACUCCAACCAGAAGGGUCAGAGCAGCGGGGUGGGCGGGGCCAGGUUUACAGGCGUUCUCUACGGAUCAUCAGGAAAUCGUUUCCUCUCUGAGGAGCGGCUGUGACGUGCCUUCAAACCGUUUUUCUUUAGCGGCGGCCGCUGCUGGCGGUGCUACCAGGUGGGCGCGUAGCGGCGGACGCGGCUGGCGGUGCUACUGCGUGGGCGCGUAGCGGCGGACGCGGCUGGCGGUGCUACUGCGUGGGCGCGUAGCGGCGGACGUGGAGCCCAUCAAGUUUUACUAAAGUUGUUUUAUUGCACAUCUAGAGUUUUAUACGGAUGUCUCUGAUAUGUCCUUAAGCUUCCAAAAGUGGGAGGAGUUAGAGGAAAGCGCAGCUUGUUUACAGGGGAAGGGAAGUCGUU
Cyprinodon variegatus (sheepshead minnow) is the source of this 3744-nucleotide messenger RNA. RefSeq names its product putative ATP-dependent RNA helicase an3. Gene Ontology annotation, molecular function: RNA helicase activity; ATP binding; RNA binding. Gene Ontology annotation, biological process: cell differentiation; gamete generation. Lineage: Eukaryota; Metazoa; Chordata; Actinopteri; Cyprinodontiformes; Cyprinodontidae. The transcript has 18 exons. The coding region runs from base 286 to 2382 and encodes 698 amino acids. The record is from RefSeq and is a predicted model, not a curated record. Gene Ontology annotation, cellular component: nucleus; P granule.